This is a messenger RNA of Salvia miltiorrhiza (redroot sage), 2277 nucleotides long. Its product is annotated as probable L-type lectin-domain containing receptor kinase S.5. The transcript has 3 exons. NCBI's taxonomy places the organism in Eukaryota, Viridiplantae, Streptophyta, Magnoliopsida, Lamiales, Lamiaceae. The record is from RefSeq and is a predicted model, not a curated record. Gene Ontology annotation, biological process: protein phosphorylation. Gene Ontology annotation, molecular function: ATP binding; protein kinase activity; carbohydrate binding. Gene Ontology annotation, cellular component: plasma membrane. Bases 241 to 2202 code for a protein of 653 amino acids.
UGGAUUUCAAGAUUUGAUUGGUCAAAUCUAGUGAAUUCUUAGUCUUGUCUUGUGUUGAAACAUAAGCAAACAAGAUUCAAGAAUCUUUCAUUGUAACAAGAGUUUUGACUCCACUAAUCACACUUAUAGGAUAACGACGCCAUAAUCUUCCGCUGAUAAGAAUGGAUUAGGCUUCUGCUGAACUCCUUUAUUUAUCAGCACACAGUCUUGUCUCACAAACUCUUUCUCACACACACAAGAAUGGUGUUAAUUCUACUUAUUAUUUUGCUAAUCCAUCUAGCUUCUCCCUUCUUUGUGGGAUCCCAAAACUUCUCCUUCCCAACGUUUGAUUCAUCAAAUUGUGAGAAGGGAGGCAGUUUGAUCUGUUUGGGAUCAGUAAGCUGUAGCAACGGAAGCCUAACCAUCACCCCGAACGGGGCGCAAGAGACGAGCCUUGUGGGACGGGUUCUAUUCCGUUACCCUAUUCUUGCAUGGCCGGCAUCCUUCUCCACCUCCUUCACCAUCAGGGUCACGUCGGGUUCAAAUCUCUCCGGUGACGGGGUGGCGUUCAUCAUCGCGCAGGAUGACAAGCCGUCCCCACCGGAGAGCUACGGCUCCUACAUAGGCAUCAUGGAUCCUUCAACAGAAGGUGGUUUUCUUCGACAACUAGCUGUGGAGUUCGACACCUACAAGAACCCUCGGGACAUAGACAAGAACCACAUUGCAAUCGACACCAUUGAUGUCGAGCAUCCAGUGGCUGUAAGAAGCCUAAAUGAUGUAGGAAUUGAUCUCAAGAGUGGGAGAAACAUUAGAGUCAAGAUUGACUAUGAUGGCCUCAAAAAGAUCCUCCAAGUGCACGUGGCAUAUGCAGACGAACCUAUGGUGAGUUUCUUGAAGCAGAAGAUCAUCAUGGAAGAUACCGUCCCUCAGCAAGCCUACGUGGGCUUCACCGGCUCAACUGGUCAUAUAUCCGAAACUCAUCAGAUUCUUGAUUGGAAUUUCACUAUGUAUGCGUUGCCAGAAGGCUCUCUAGGUCAAGGGAUUGGUGGGAACAAGCCUACAAUAGUAUUGCACAUUUUAAUCCCAACUCUUGUGGUGCUAGCAUUUGCUGCUAUACUGACCUUGGCUGCUGCUAGAAGGAGGCGAAAGGCGAGGCUUGAGGGAGUAAGAGACAUUGAAAAGCUGGCCAAGAAUGCAGCAAACGCCCCUAAAUUCUUCACAUACAAGCAGCUUGCAAAGGCUACUCAUGGCUUCAACAAAGAGAAUCUGCUUGGAACAGGUGGAUUUGGAAGUGUUUACAAAGGCAUUUUGCCUAAUUCUGACUCUGUUACUACCAUAGCUGUCAAAAAGAUCAAUGCAACCUCAAGCCAAGGUGAGAAGGAGUACUUAGCCGAGAUCUGCACAAUAGGGCGUUUGAGGCAUAAGAACUUGGUGCAGCUACUAGGGUGGUGCCAUGAUCGGAAACAACUACUACUCGUGUACGAAUACAUGCCAAACGGAAGCUUAGACCGUUACAUAGGCAAGGAGUUUCUAAAUUGGGAAACUAGGUACAAGAUUCUAUCAGGGUUGGCCUCAGUUCUGUUGUACCUUCAUGAGGAGUGUGAGAAUCCUGUGGUCCAUAGAGAUGUGAAGCCAAACAAUGUGAUGCUUGAUUCCAACUACAAUGCUCAUCUAGGCGACUUUGGCCUAGCAAGAUUGCUUGGAAACGAUGCUUUUGUGGCAACCAUGGUUGCUGGAACUAUUGGCUAUUUGGCACCUGAGGUCAGCUACACAGGGCGGGCUACCCCAGAGUCGGACGUCUACAGCUUUGGGAUGGUGGUGCUCGAGAUGGUGUGUGGGAGGAGGUCGAGAGGUGUGAUGGAGGAGUUCAGUUUGGUGGAUACCGUGUGGAAUUUGCACGAGAAGGGCGCGUUGCUCUCGUGUGUGGAUCGUGCGUUGAGCGGCCGGUGCCAUGAAGAGCAAGUGAGAAGGAGUUUGGUUGUGGGGUUGGCUUGUUUGAACCCUAAUCAAAUGGAGAGGCCUAAGAUGAGGAAAGUGGUGCAAGUUUUUCUCAAUGGUGAUGAGCCAUUAAUGGAGGUGCCUUUGGCAAGGCCGACCGAGGUUUGCUUGUCGUUGCCGUCUUCCUCGGCCGAGCUCGGGUGCUCUAGGGUUUACAGUGGAGGUUCGAUGGAUGAUUCGCCAGAUGAGAUCACGAUACAGUACGAUGGAUGCUUUACCAAGUGAAUUUUGUUAGUAUAGUGUUGUAUAGACAAUGAAAUAAAUUGCCAAAAACAUACUACAAUCAUCUUUGACAUAAAA